Molecule: messenger RNA, 3711 nt
Organism: Hemisphaericaspora subhashii
Lineage: Eukaryota; Fungi; Ascomycota; Pichiomycetes; Serinales; Debaryomycetaceae
Gene: SWI1
Product: Swi1p
Exons: 1
Coding region: 1-3711 (1236 amino acids)
Biological process (GO): regulation of transcription by RNA polymerase II
Cellular component (GO): nucleus; SWI/SNF complex
Molecular function (GO): transcription cis-regulatory region binding
Source: RefSeq, a predicted model, not a curated record
AUGUCAGAUAGUAACUGGCUUAAUGAGAAUGCAUUUAACAGUCCUGUAAAUAACACUUCAGCGGGACAAGGUUCAAGUAAUGAUGAUUUUCUUAACUCCAUAUUCGAUCAGAACCAAGGGCAAAGUCAACCACCCCAACAACAACAACAACAGCAACAACAGCCACAGCAACAGCAACCAACUCACAAUCUAGGUGCUGAUAUUUUUGGUCAACCACAACUGGAACCAAGUCAAUCAUCUAGUUAUUCCUCCCAGACUCUUAACCCUCAGAUGUUCAUAAGACAAGCACAGGUUCAACAACAACAAGCUAGACAGCAAGCUCAACAACAAGCUCAGCAACAAGCGCAACAACAAGCACAACAACAAGCACAACAGCAUGCACAACAGCAGGCUCCGCAGAAUCAGCAAAUGAACUACCAACCAAGUCAACAGCAGCAACAGAUGAAUCAACAACAGAUGAAUCAGCAGCAACAAUUAAACCAAGGCAAUAAAGAACAAUUUUAUAGAAUGAAACAACAAGUAAUGCAACAAAAGAUGCUACAUAAACAACAAGAACUUCAAGCUCAAUCUCAGAAUUAUAAUAUGUCUCCCCAGAAUGCAGCUCAAUCACCCAUGAACAUUCCAGAUACUGGUAAUCGUUCUCAAGGUCAAACCCCACAUACUCAACAGGGUACCCCUGUUAUGCCAAGUAAUAUUCCAGGUAAUAUUCAAAGAAAUGCCAGCCAAGGUAGUGCUUAUAAUGCUGGAACACCAAUGAGCAACAUGAUGUCCCCACAAGUAGGUACAGCCAUACCUCCUCAACAACAAAACCCAACACAACAAGUUAACAAGACUUUGCAAGUUCAAAUGCAAAUAGAGUUAUUUUUAACUACAUUGUAUGACUUUAUGAGCCGUCGUGGGACUCCCAUUCCGCCAGCUAUUAUGAUUAAUAAUAAGAAGAUCAAUCUUUUCAUCAUUCAUAUAUUUGCUCAGAAACUUGGUGGUCCUCAACAGUUGCAAAGAUUUAUUGAACAACCAUUCAACCCUCAACAACCCAAUUCACCAUGGUAUGUGAUUGCACAAAGACUUGGUUUAUAUGAAGGUUUGAAUACUCAAGAUCCUAGUGUACGUGAAAGAACAGAUCGUGAAGUAUGUAAUUGUUAUGCAAACUAUUUACUUCCAUAUGACCAAUAUAUUUUAACUGCUGAUGGAUUGAGAGAUAUACAACAGAGAAAGACCCAAUUUCAAUCUAACAUGAUCGCCAAGUAUCAGGCGUUGCACCAACAGCAACAACAGCAAUUGCAACAACAACAGAUGCAACAGCAGCAGCAACAACAACAGCAACAACAACAGUUACAGCAGCAGCAAAGUAGACAACAACCACUCAAUCAGAUGUCACCGGCUGCAAGCAUACCAUCUCCGGCUGUUGUCAAUCUUGCAGGAGGAAUGGGACAAAAGCCAAGCCCAAUGAUGGCCAAUGCACCUACUCCACUGCAACGGAAACCUUCAAGAGCUAGUAAUCCAUCCACUCAUAAUUCACCAAGUAUUGGGAAUUCACCAUACGUUCAACAACAGCAAUUAUCACGUUCUGGAAGUAAUCAACAACUUAACCUCCAACAAUCUAUGUUAAUUCAAAAUCAACUCCUAAACAAACAAGCUAUGGCCCAACAACAACAAGCACAACAGCCAGUAGUGCAGCCCCAACAACAGCAACAAAUACAAUCGCAAAUUCUUCGCCAAACUUCUCAAACUUCCCUUGCAGCUACUGCAAGGCUGGUAUCACGUCAAAGUCAACAUUCACCCAUGCCACAACCGCCAAUGAGCAUAGAUGCUAAUCGCGCCAGCCAACCAGAUUUAGCCACAACUGCUCAAAUGGCAUUGAAACAGGAAGUUAAGAAAGAAGAAGCAAAUAUUAUCAAGAAUUAUAUCCCCUUUAGGAAAGUAGUUGAUACUCAUGGUCCUUAUUCAAUUAAAGAACUUUCACAAGUUGCUAAUGAAAUUGAAAUUACAAAGCCGGUAUAUUUGUUUGCACCAGAAUUAGGGGCCAUUAGUCUUCAAGCAUUAAUUAUGGGGAUUAAGAGUGAUACCGGGUUGAAUAAUGCUGAAGUCAUUAAUGCAUUGAAUACUUUGCUUGUAACUACGUCUGAUACGAGUUAUACUUUCAGGAUUGAUGAUUGUUUGGAAUUAUUGGAUUCGCUUUCUGCGCUUGGAAAAAAAGUUUUGAAUCGGAUUGUGAAUGGUAUUUCUAAAGAUGAUGAAUUUGUUGUUUCUGAUGUAACGAAAUUGAGUUCGACUGGACAAAUUGAUAAUAUUUUUGAAAAAUACGUAUCCAAUGGGUCUCUAGUUGGUGAAGAUAUUAGAUAUGUGGUGGAUUCACUUACCGGUGAAGUUGUUUCUGACGGUGAAGAAGAUGAUGAUUCAGAUAUUGAAAUUGAUGAGGUAUUUUCAGUUAAUGAGCCAAGUUCAACUGCCAGCACCCCCGAGCGUCAUACCAAUGAGGUGGCUUCAUUUUAUUUGGCGGAUUAUUUAACGGCAUUACAAGAAUUUAAGGAUGAGAAUAAAUAUCAUUUCAGUAAGAUUCAAACCAAGAGUGCUGUGGAUGACCAAGUAAUGUUAGUGGAUCAAUUGAUUACUAUUACGAUGAUUUUAAGAAAUAUUUCCUUUUCCGAAUUCAAUAAAAAGACAUUAGCUAGUAAUAAAAUAUUCAAAGAUUUAUUAUUUUCAAUUGUCAAAAACGUUGGAUUAAAUGGUUCCAAAUUUGUAUUCAGUAGAAAAAGAUUAUGUUUAUUAAAAGAUUGUCUUUUAAUGUUGGAUAAUAUUUCCUUUUUUGUUGAUUUACAUAGUUUAGAAGAAGCAUUUUUGGCAUUUGCAUUAAUCAGUUCUUUUGGUCCCAAGAUUGAAGAUCCUUUUAGAAUACCUCAAUGUAGUGUUGAAAGUCAUUCAUAUUUCCCAUUUGGUAUUGAUGCAUUAACUAAAUUAUUAGUUAAAGAACCACAUAAUCGAUCACUUUUACAAGCGGUUUUAAAUGGAACCUUAAAUGUUAGUUUAACUGCUAGUUAUACUAACAAUUUCGUGGUUAGUGUUUCAGAUCAAGAAUAUACCCGAAAAUUAGUCAUGGCCUAUUUGAACAAUAAUAAGGACGGUUAUAAAUCCGGUGUAUUAUUAACAAGAGCUUUCCAAAUGUGUUUAAGUAUUAUCCCAUUCGAUGCUAACAGUUAUGAAUUUUCCAGAUUUAUUUGUGUCCGGGCUCCAACAAUUUCACAAAUGUUAUUUGGAGUGAAAUUAUUAAUUGAUUUAAUCCCCAUUGAUGAUUUAAAUACUCAACUUAAUCGAUUAUCAUUAUUAUGGAUCUUACAUAAUCGUGAUUUAAUUUUAUCUAAUUUUGCAAGAGUUGUAGUUGCAUUAUCUUCAGAAACGGGGAAAUUUGCUCGUGAAUCAAAUGAAUAUAAGAUAUUGACAUUAGUAUUGACAAAAGCUUUAAUUGUGAUUAAUUCAUUGGUUAAUAAUGUUCUUACCGCUAGAGGUUUAGAGAAUGCCAAGGAUCAUGAAGAAUUGAUAAAGAGUUUAGAAGCGGUUUAUAGUUUGCCGAGAAUUACUCCUGAUGUUCAUUUAACUUUGGAUAUAUUUUUGACACCUGUCAUUGAUACUAAUUUAGGAAAGGAAGUUGUUCGUUUACUUAGAUAUUUGAAUGAGUUGACUAGUCCGGUUGUAGCGGAUGAAGUUGAAACUUAG